Molecule: messenger RNA, 3393 nt
Organism: Cuscuta europaea
Lineage: Eukaryota; Viridiplantae; Streptophyta; Magnoliopsida; Solanales; Convolvulaceae
Source: the annotation of a GenBank genome assembly
CAAAAACAAAGAAGCUAUUUUUUUCCCUGGAACUAGCAGCUGCAAAAAGGACUUAACCACCCUUUUUCUCUUUCGUUUUUUUCGGAACACAUUAGCCGCACCAGAGAGUUCAGUUUUCAUAUUUUUGGUAGCAUACAAACAAGCCAGCCGCAGGAGUAGUAGUUUGUUUCUCCAAACUUAGUCGCAACAGCAGUUUUUUGUUCUCUGGAGAAACAGCCAAGCGCCAACUAGAAGACCACACAAUUUUUUUUCUUCUGGAAUCUAGAUGUAGCCGCUGUAGAAAUCUAGGAGGGAUUUCCAAACUUCAUGUUUUUGUUCAAUUUCUCCCAUUUCAAUUUAGUUCCUACGGAAUCACUUGCAGGUAAGGAGCGGUUCUUUCAGGUGAAUGAAUUGGAUGAGUGGAGGGCUCAGGCCUUUCAUAAUUCAUACUUAUACAAAGAGAGAGUAAAACAAGCUCAUGACAAGCACAUUAAGGCGGACCGCCAGUUUGCAGAGGGGGAGAAGAUGUUGUUGUAUAAUUCAAGGUUGAGACUUUUUCCUGGGAAGCUGAAGUCCCGAUGGACGGGACCAUACACUGUACGUCGAGUUUAUCCCUAUGGAAGUGUGGAGAUUGAGCAUAAUGAUGGCCGGGUUGUCAAGGUCAACGGCAACCAACUCAAGCACUAUUUUGGGGGAAUGUUUGAAAAGCAGAAGGAGGUUUUAAGCCUCGAACCCGUCUUUGAAUGAGAUUUUAUCGUCAAGCUAGUGACGUUAAAGAAGCGCUUCUGGGAGGCAACCCACCAAAAAAAAAAACUGAAAAAAACUAAAAAAAAAAGGAAUUAAGAGUUUAGUAUCUCUUGUUUAUGCAUUUUUUGUCUUUGUUUUUUCAUUUUCAUCUUGUGCUUGUGCGGUUGGAUUUCUCUUCUUUGAAUUGUAGAUAUGACAUGGAAUGGUGUGGAAGAAGAAGUGUAGCCCUAUAUAAAUGGAGCUCCUAAAGGAUACUGGCUACCAACUCCCGUUUACUUUACAGAAGGUCCGUGGAGACCCGGCAGCAGACACUUUCAAGGCCAAUAGUUGGAGACAAUAAUUGGAGACUUACGCAUGCUCCAGGAGUGAAACCAGCUGCCAUGCACCAUGGAUUUCGUGAGCUCUUUCGCUGUCCGCAGGAGCACCGCUGUUUAGAAGAAGAAGCGACGACAAGCACAAUCAUCUAGUGCAAUUUGAUGGGACAUGACCUUGAUGGUAGUAUUUGGAUGGUGGUUGAUUUUUGAGGGCCGAAUCAGCUGCCCGUUGACAAUAGACCAUUGUUUAUUGGGCCUUGGUUCACCACACUUUGGACAAACUGCCCAGCCUCAGUAUUAUUGCAGCAUUCCAGUGGCAGGAUUCAGCGGCAUCUACACAUCUAGGAGAGUCAUUUCAGCUUGCAGAUCAUGGUUCUAAGACCGAAUAUCUCACCACCAGAGACCGAGGGGCUAUCAGAUGCUGAGUUUUAUGUUAAGCCGGAGGUUAUUCACUGUAGUUUGGCUUAUAUGGUAAUCUGUCAACUCUAACUACGCUGCUAAAAAUGUGUGCUUACUAUCAUAUUACUCCUUUGUUGAUUUGUGCUGAUUAUUAUUCUGAUUAUGAUGUGUUGCCGGGCUAAAAAUCAUUUUACUCGUUAAUUUGCCUCUGGUAUUUUUGUUUUAAUCUUUUCUUUGACCUCGAGGGCGAUGUCACCCCUAAGUGUGGGGAGGUUUGGUUUUAGCUUGGACAUGACAUUUGGUGAUGAAGUUAUUCUGUCCGAAAACAUUUUGAGGUGCACGAGGUUCUUUUUUCUAGUUUAGCAACGCAACAGAGGUAACUUGUUAAUCUUUAUUUUCUUUUGUAAUCUUCCGUCUCCUCCAUCUUUCUUGGAAAGAAUUAGUAAUGAUGUAAUCAUCAGGGUGGUGUGUAUAUUCUUGGGAAUGUUGGCAUGUUAGAUGGUUUGAUUUGUGUUGAUUAAAUUCGGUUUUACUCGUGAUUCACUAGUUCGUCAUCAAUAAUUGCUUGACUGGCCAGGUGUUGAAUAUCCUUACUCCGUAAGGAGCUCUGCUUUCUAAGCAUAUCGGGAUAAAUUCAUGCUAAGCAGGCAAUUGAUUCUUGUUAUGGGGUUACACUUCGUGUGUCGAGAAUUUCAUCUCCGAAAAGGGGCUCUGCUCAUCUCGUGAAUCACCCCGUGUGAGAGUUGAGUAUGCAUAGUAAUGAGAUAAACUCCUAGGCCCUAUAGCUUGAAUCAGCCCUGUAAUCCAGAACCUGACCAACUUUAUUUAUUCAAAAAAAAAAAUGAAUCACGAGCAUACCAGUUUUUAUCACACAAUUCUUGGGUUUUUGGAAUGAUUGGUGGUUUGGAUUUCACACACCUACACCGUUGGGACCAUCAUGCUUUUCUCUACAUUUUAGUGAGGGGGAUUUUACUUUUGAUAAUAUUGUUUAACAGGUGAAUCUUGGUUUCGUUGUUAAGAAAGAAAAGACCUUGUGCAGUCAUUUGUUUUGGGUGUGAAUGAUUUUUGAACCAGGUGUUACAUGUGAUUAUUUUUGUUUUCGUGGGUUUAAUGCACUGUUGCUUGGGGGCAAGCAACGCUCAAGUGUGGGGAGAUUUGAUAGGCUCGUUCCGUUCCUAUCUUUUCACCCAUAUUUUGGGUGUUAAUUGUCUAAUUUUCAUAAUUAAUUGGGUGACUAUUGGGAGUUUUGAAUGAAAAUCUGUAAUUUUUUGGUCCCGGUGCCAUUCAUUUUCAGUUUAGUAUUUGUCUACACAAUUUGACAUUUUUGGAGUAAUUUGAUUGUAAAAUUACAUAUUUUUAGCGUAUGUGGCAAGUUGUGAUUGUUAUAGGCCGAAUUUGCGGUGAAUUGUUUGAACCGGAUCAUUUGAAUGUUGUGUUAAAAGUUAUUAAGUGCCGCCGAAAAAAAAAGAAGAGAACAGCCCAAAGAAGAAAAAACCCGCAGGAGAUUGGAUCUUUCUCAAGCAGCCCAAAAAGAAAGAAGCUAUUUUUUUCCCUGGAACUAGCAGCUGCAAAAAGGAGUUAACCACCCUUUUUCUCUUUCGUUUUUUUUUUCGGAACACAUUAGCCGCACCAGAGAGUUCAGUUUUCAUAUUUUUGGUAGCAUACAAACAAGCCAGCCGCAGGAGUAGUAGUUUGUUUCUCCAAACUUAGUCGCAACAGCAGUUUUUUGUUGUCUGGAGAAACAGCCAAGCGCCAACUAGAAGACCACGCAAUUUUUUUUCUUCUGGAAUCUAGAUGUAGCCGCUGUAGAAAUCUAGGAGGGAUUUCCAAACUUCAUGUUUUUGUUCAAUUUCUCCCAAUUCAAUUUAGUUCCUACGGAAUCACUGUAAGUUUAAUUAUACUUUACAUUACAUGUUUCCAAUGUUGGAUUGAAUAUCGAUGCAGUUUUUCUCCC